Xyrauchen texanus (razorback sucker) is the source of this 2235-nucleotide messenger RNA. RefSeq lists its product as uncharacterized. Gene Ontology annotation, molecular function: DNA-binding transcription factor activity, RNA polymerase II-specific; RNA polymerase II cis-regulatory region sequence-specific DNA binding. The record is from RefSeq and is a predicted model, not a curated record. The transcript has 5 exons. The coding region runs from base 112 to 1650 and encodes 512 amino acids. NCBI's taxonomy places the organism in Eukaryota, Metazoa, Chordata, Actinopteri, Cypriniformes, Catostomidae. Gene Ontology annotation, biological process: regulation of transcription by RNA polymerase II.
CUUACUGCUUGCCUACGGUGUCUUAAAGUAUCCCUACUCGUGUUUGCAGAAUCAUGAUUAGCAUUUAGUUUUUAAGUAAGAAGAGGUGUGUGAACUGUAUUUUCAAGCAGAAUGUCGAGUAGUGUGGCGUUACAGGCACAUGUGGCUACCGUCAUAGAAGCGUUAAUUCACGCUGCGAUCGUAGAAAUGAGCAAACUUAUGGAAGAAGAUACCCUGUCUUUUAUAACUCGUGAUAUUUCUUUGGAACAAUGUGAAAACAAGGAGUUAAAGUCAAGAUUGGCGGCAGAAAAACAGCAGAGGAUGAGGCAGUUUGCAUCAGUCAUGGAAGUUUUGGGAAAUGAAGCUCUUGGGAAAAUAAUCAAACUGUUUGAUGAAGCUAAAUUUCUGUUGAACUUAGAGUGCAAAACAUUUUCAGGCAAGAGGAUGAAGCGGCCAGGCAGCAUCCUGAACAUACUAUCUGUGGGAGGACUGGAAGAGGAACAUUCUUAUGAUGGAAGUGGCAGAAGCAUGGAGACCAGAACAAGAACUGAGUCUGAUGAGGCAGCAGAGGACCGUCCAGAAUCCCCAAUGAUAUUGGCUGUGACGAUCAAAAAUGAAUUUGGAAAAAUUGACAUGAAUUCCAUCAUGACUGGUCACCUAAAUGCUGUUUCAGAAGAUGGAGUAACUUCUAUUUUACAAGAAGAGGGCUGUGAAGAUACUCAAAAUGUCACUGCUCACCAUGGAAAGAGGUCCUUUAUUUGUUCUGAGUGUGGCAAGAGUUUCUCUUCUCUAAGUAACCUCAGAUCACACCAGCGCAUUCACACUGGAGAGAAGCCCUUUGGCUGCGUUCUUUGUGGCAAGGCUUUUGCUCACAAACAGAGUUUGUCUGACCACCAACGUGUGCACUCAGGGGAGAAGCCCUUUGUUUGUAAGGUCUGUGGCAAGUGCUUUGGGAAAACGGCACAUCUCAAAACCCACGAAAUAAUCCACACUGGCGAAAAACCAUUCAGUUGCAACGUCUGCGGAAAAAGAUUCAACAUAGCUCAAAAUCUUGCCAGGCACCAACUCACGCACACCGGCGAAAAGGAGUUUAGAUGUUCAAUCUGUCAGAAAAGUUUCACAAGGGCUAUAACUCUAAAAACCCAUCAACUGAUCCACACUGGUCAGAAACCGUACUCUUGCGUGUCAUGUGGGAAGGCGUUUCGCCAUGCCGUCAACCUGAAGAACCACGAACGGAUUCACACGGACCAGCGGCCAUUUAGUUGUGACUUGUGUGGCAAGACUUUCCGCCAGGCUGUAAAUUUGAAGAUCCACAAACGGAUCCACACCGGAGAGAAACCUUUUAGCUGCAAGGAGUGUGGAAAGAGCUUUAGUCAACAGAGUAGUCUGAUUUCACAUGGACGCACUCAUUCUGGAGAAAAACCCUUUGGUUGCAAUUUCUGCGAUAAGUGGUUUAACAAUACCAACAGUCUAAAGCUGCACCAGAGGAUCCAUACUGGUGAAAAGCCGUACAAUUGUGAGUAUUGUGGCAAGUGUUUUAGUCAAGGUAGUCACCUACGCACUCACAAACGGCACGUGCAUGGCGGGGGGAAGCAGUACAUCUGUGAUAAGUGCGGAAAGAGAUACGCAGAUCCACGCAAUCUGAAGGUGCACAAAUGCGUUUAUGCAUAAACGCAUAUAGGCCACAUUUAUUAUGAUAGUUGCAAUCAAGUGUAACAAUAGUUUUGAGCUGUGCAAUUAGAGAUUUCAUUACAAGAUUGUGGACUGUGGAGUGAGCUGAUAUUUUAAACAAUAAAAUUACAUUUCAUAGUUGUCACAAGCGUAAUUUUCUAAUUCUUAUUACAGGUUAUAUCCUGGGUUAAUAGUUGCAAUUUAUUUUGAAUGAACAUAUAUUCUGUACCUUUCUUUGCUUAUGAAAUGACAACUGAGACAAAUUUCUUUUUCAGAUUAUAAUUAACAAAGCUUGUAUACCAGUUGUAUUAAUGUUUGAUACCUGUAAUAUAAGUAGUUAUAGAAAAAUUACAACCAAGAAAAGAAACAACUGGUUUUGAUGUCUAAAAUUACAAUGAUGUCUAACACACUUCAUGCAUAUAUUAUAAUGUAUUUUAAAACGGAAGAUGUCAAGCUAAAUUCAGAUUCCAUGAAUGUUUCCAUAUGGUUGAAUACAUUUAUUAUUGUUUUUGCCAAAAUAUUUAUAUUUAAUUUCAUGACAAUUUUGCAAAAUACAGAAUCUUUUUUCAUUAAAACAUUGCUUAA